Phyllostomus hastatus (greater spear-nosed bat) is the source of this 5345-nucleotide messenger RNA. Its product is annotated as histone-lysine N-methyltransferase PRDM9-like. Gene Ontology annotation, molecular function: zinc ion binding; recombination hotspot binding; protein binding. Gene Ontology annotation, biological process: positive regulation of reciprocal meiotic recombination; regulation of DNA-templated transcription. The coding region runs from base 717 to 2957 and encodes 746 amino acids. Gene Ontology annotation, cellular component: nucleus. Lineage: Eukaryota; Metazoa; Chordata; Mammalia; Chiroptera; Phyllostomidae. The record is from RefSeq and is a predicted model, not a curated record. The transcript is spliced from 9 exons.
GUGUCCUCCGCCCGGAAGACGCAGAUCGUGUCCUGAGGGACCCCGAGCCUCUCAGCCCGAGAGACGGCGGAGUGCCGGACACUGCGCCCGCGCCUCGCGCGGGCUUCUCCGGACCCCCGGGGCGCCUCCGGGCCCUUCCCCGGGAGAAGCGCGUUUCCUGGCGCCGCCCGGACCCGCCCUGCGGAUGGGACCCCUCAGACGCCCGGGCUGCGGCUUCCGGAGCCCGCGCUGAGGAGGCGUGUGGGGGGAGGGGCGGGAACAAGGGCGCCCCCGCAGGCGGCCCCUCCAGCCCCUCCGUCCCCCUCUCCGGGCGCCCUGCCCUCGGCGAGAAAGGCGGGCACUGGAACGUGAAGAGGAACUCGGACGCGCUCACCAGCCCAGGUCUCUGAGCCCACGACUCGCUUUCCUGUGUCACCGCCGCAGGCAGGCGGGCCACCGAGCUCCAGGAGGACGACCCUGAGGACUCCGAUGAAGAACGGGCCCCGAGGCAGCACGUGAAAUCCUGGGUGGCCUUCAGAAGAGAACACAGUAAACACCGGAAGGCAACAUCCAGGUUGCCAUUAAGCAAUGAAUAUAGUUUGAAGGAAUUGUCAGGAACAACAAAUUUGAUGACUGCAAGUGACUCAGAGCAUUCCCAGAAACCAGUGUCCUCUCCUGGAGAAGCAUGUGCCUUUGGAAAGCACACUAGAUGAAAAUCAGAACUCAGGAGAAGGGAAAUGGACGGGAAGAUGUACAGCCUACGAGAAAGAAAGGGCCGUGUGUACCAAGAGGUCAACAAGCCCCAGGAUGAUGACUACCUUUAUUGUGAGAAGUGUCAGAACUUCUUCAUCGACAGCUGUGCGGUGCACGGACCCCCUACAUUUGUAAAGGACAUUGCAGUGGACAAGGGACAUCCCCACCACUCAGCCCUCACCUUGCCCUCUGGGUUGAGAAUUGGGCCAUCAGGCAUCCCUGAGGCUGGGCUUGGAGUGUGGAAUGAGGCAGCAGACUUGCCAGUGGGUCUGCACUUUGGCCCUUAUGAAGGACACAUCACAGAAGAUGGAGAGGCAGCCAAGAGCAGAUACUCCUGGCUGAUCGCCAAAGCAAGAAACUGCUAUGAGUAUGUGGAUGGAAAGGACAGAUCCUGGGCCAACUGGAUGAGGUAUGUGAACUGUGCCCGGGAUGAUGAAGAGCAGAACCUGGUGGCCUUUCAAUACCACGGGCAGAUUUUCUACCGAACUUGCCAGGUCAUCAGGCCGGGCUGUGAGCUGCUGGUCUGGUUUGGGGACGAGUAUGGCCAGGAGCUGGGCAGCAAGUGGGGCAGCAAGUGGAAGAGAGAGCUUGCAGCCAGGAGAGCAAAACCAAAGCCAGAGAUGCAUCCAUGUCCCUCCUGCUCUCUGGCCUUCUCCAGUCAGAAGUUCCUCAGCCAACAUGUGAAAGUCAAUCAUCCCUCUCAGAUUCUCCCAGGAACAUCUGCAAGAAAACGCCUCCAAGUGGGGGAACCCUGCCUAGAGGAUGAGAAUCAGCAGCAGCAACAUACUAACACACACAACUGGAAUGAUAAAACUGAAGGUCAAGAGGUCAAAGAGAGGUCAAAACCUUUGCUUAAAACAAUCAGUCAGAGGAGAAUCUCAAGACCCUUUUUCCAACCUUCCAAAGAACGAAUGAGGAGCUCUAGUGGGCAUAAGAAAAUGAUGGAGGGAGAGCCCCACAAAGACCAGAAAGAGAGUCCAGAGGACACAGGCAAGUUCUUUGUUAAAGUAGGAAUGUCAAGAAUUGUAACAAAUAAGCAUAGAGGGUGUGGGCAAGGCUUCAGUGAUAGGUCAUAUCUCAUCAGAGACCAGAGGACACACUCAGGGAAGAAGCCCUAUGUUUGCAGUGAGUGUGGGCGAGGCUUUACACGGAAGUCACAUCUUGUCACACACCAGAGGACACACUCAGGGGAGAAGCCCUAUGUUUGCAGGGAGUGUGGGCGAGGCUUUACACAGCAGUCACAUCUUGUCAGACACCAGAGGACACACUCAGGGGAGAAACCUUAUGUUUGCAGUGAGUGUGGGCGAGGCUUUGCAUGCAAGUCAGGUCUCAUCGCACACCAGAAGACACACACAGGGGAGAAGCCCUAUGUUUGCAGGGAGUGUGGGAGAGGCUUUGCAUGCAAGUCAGGUCUCAUCAUGCACCAGAAGACACACUCAGGGGAGAAGCCCUAUGUUUGCAGGGAGUGUGGGAGAGGCUUUACACAGAAAUCAGUGCUCAUCAUACACCAGAGGACACACUCAGGGGAGAAGCCCUAUGUUUGCAGGGAGUGCGGGAGAGGCUUUGCAUGCAACUCACAUCUCAUCAGACACCAGAAGACACACUCAGGGGAGAAGCCCUAUGUUUGCAGGGAGUGCGGACGAGGCUUUACACGCAAGUCAGUUCUCAUCAUACACCAGAGGACACACUCAGGGGAGAAGCCCUAUGUUUGCAGGGAGUGCAGGAGAGGCUUUACACAGCAGUCAAAUCUCAUCACACACCAGAGGACACACUCUGGGGAGAAGCCCUAUGUUUGCAGGGAGUGUGGGAGAGGCUUUACACGGAAGUCAGUUCUCAUGAUACACCAGAGGACACACUCAGGGGAGAAGCCCUAUGUUUGCAGGGAGUGUGGGCGAAACUUUACAAGGAAGUCAGUUCUCAUCAUACACCAGAGGACACACUCAGGGGAGAAGCCCUAUGUUUGCAGGGAGUGCAGGCAAGGCUUUACAUGCAAGUCAGGUCUUAUCACACACCAGAGGAUACACUCAGGGGAGAAGCUCUAUGUUUGCAGGGAGUGCAGGCGAGGCUUUACACAGCACUCAAAUCUCAUCACACACCAGAGGACACACUCAGGGGAGAAGCCCUAUGUUUGCAGGGAAUGUGGGCGAGGCUUUUCACGGAAGUCAAUUCUCAUCACACACCAGAGGACACACUCGGGAGAAAGCCUAUGUUUGCAGGUAACCUGAGUGAAUCAUUAGCAUUAAGUUGGAUUAUCAACAGCCACUGGGAGUCUAGGGCCCAUUACUCUCCCUAAGAUUCUAAUUAGUACAGCAGUAACUGGUUAAACAAACCCUCCAGUUUCAGGACAAGAGAUGAGAUUGACAAACAGUUCCAUAAGUGAUAUGGGAAUGUCAGCACCAAUCUCCAUGGUUUUUUGACAUCUUAUUCUUAACAGUUUUGUCUCCAUACAAAUAUGAAACCCACAUCCCACAUUCCCCCAUCACUGAAAGCAGAGAGUUCGGGAAGAGCCACAAAGAACUCAUCCUCUCAGCCACAGAAAUUCAACCCCUACAAAUGGGGAAGUCUUGAGACAGAUUCACCAGGGAAGGGAAUUCCCCAGACUCCUGGGAUGGGGGCCUUCUUCUCCUAAUAGGCUCCCUACCCUCCUCCCUUGGCUUCCCUUGGCUCUUCUGGUUUCCUGCAACCUCUGGAGCCUCAGAGGUGAACGGCAGCAAGGGAUGUAUGCUUGUGCAUGGAUGUGAGCCUGGCUCAGUCUGGGCACCUGGUCUUCCUCACUCUCCUUGCUGCCCCUUCAGGGUCAGCACUUCAUGGUGCACAGCAUACCAGUUCCACAUCGGUGCAUGGUGGGUGUGAUUCUGAGCUCUGUCUUCUCCAGCUGUGUGACCUAAGGCAAGAUUCUCAACGCCUCUCUGCCUGUUUCCUAGUCUGUACAAUGGAAAUGGGAACUCCAGCCUUUUUGACAUUCAAAGUUGAGUCAGCACAGACAGAAUCUGGCAAGAGGAUCACUGAAAUCACAAGCCCUGGUGAACAGUCCUCAGUGCCCUUGUCUUCUGGGUCUUUAGCACUGGACAAAGGAAGAUAAGGACAGGGUCGGGAUCUGUAGCCAAAUUCAGAUUUUGAGCAAACCCCAUUGCUUUCCCCACAUAGACUCAACUGCUCUGAGAAGGAAGCAUGAGGUGGGGAUGUGCCUCCAUCCAGAUUACCACCCUCUCACUGAGCCUGGGCAUCCUCACAGCCUCCUCAACACAGGCAGGUGCUACUGAGAGUGACCUGUGAAACAAGACCCUCACCCAUCCCUUGCUGAGAACUGACACUGGGAACAGCACAUACCUGCACUGGUCUGUUAGGUAGGAUAGAUCGUAAGCCAAGGCAGGGAGGAUGAGGAAGAUGUGUCACCCACUAACAGCAGUCCUGAGCCUGGUCCAAUUCUAUUGCCAGAUGGCCCAACAUCACAAGAAACUAUUCUAACACAUUGAACUUCUAGGUAUCAUUUCCAGUAUCUGGCAAAGAAGGGCUUUCAAACUGGAUUCAUUCCAAGGCCUAGAAGAUGGCAGGGGGUCCACAGCAAGGAAAGAACCCAUAAAACAAAAUUGGGCAAUUGUUUGCCUCUGCCUACUAUCUUUUAUGAGAGGGUCCCUAAUGUUUACAGAAAGCCUAUAGGUAACUUUGGGUAACUGCCUCAACUUUAACUGUUCCCUGUCAUGGAUCUAUUUUACAAGAUGACAAAAUGGUGUCUGAAGCCAGAUAAGGAUUCAGGCUAAUGACCCCCACCCAUACCUACGUGUGGGUAGUUUCAUCCCCUGUGGAAGCUGGCACCACUUUUACCUGUCAAUCCAUAUGUAACUUCUUCGCCCCCAUCCCAUCAACUAUAUAAGUCCUGAAGACAAAGGACCUGGUGCUCUUGACACCCAAGCUGUUGCCUUUCACCCCCACCUCAGCAAGACCUGUCCUCUUCCUUGAGAACGUAUCACUAAUAAACCCUCCUUGCACACUAAUACACUUGCUGAUCUGUAAUCCUUUACAGCAUUGGCAAGAAGAACCGAGUUUCUCCUGUGACAGGUGCACCCAAUCUACAUAUGGCAUUCAUGAAGCCCCCAACACAGGAGCUUCCAUAAUGCACUUUCCUUGUACCUGGGACCCACAGGGCUUCAUACAUCAAUGACACCAUCUUGAAACUAGUACUUACUGUAUCUUUAAACUUUUGUUUGUAAAUUAAAGCCUAAUGGGGUAAUGGACAUGCACGAUGUUGGUCAUUCCUGGCCACCCAUUCACAGAUAAUGUCCACAAUGGCCCAAGAGCACAAAAUUCCCAUGGACCCAAUUCGGGGGAGUCCAGCAAGACUCAGGGUGAGAACAGGGUAAACACCUACAUCUGGUGCUAACAGCUCCCAGAAGUCACACUUUUCUUAGAACCAGAGUUGAGUUCAAUACAGAGAGAUGGUGAACAACUCAUGAGGACCCUGUCGUACCCUCUCCUGCAUGAGGGAGACCUAAGCAUGACCCACCCUGUUCCUGCUGGGGUGGGUUCACCAAACAGGGACACCCACCCCCAUGACCUGAAAUGAUGACCUUUCUGUCCCAGUGCCAGGCUUGUGAAGAGUGUCUAUAUAAAUU